Messenger RNA from Protopolystoma xenopodis, 447 nucleotides. Lineage: Eukaryota; Metazoa; Platyhelminthes; Monogenea; Polystomatidea; Polystomatidae. The record is from the annotation of a GenBank genome assembly.
UGCGGCUAUCGAGGCGGAUAUGCUGAACUUGUCAAUUUCGAUCCUGCUGUAAAAGCCCAGCUCUACAAAUGCUUAUCAGCUAGACUUUGCCCUUCGGUCAUUGGUCAGGCCAUGAUGGAUGUCGUCAUAAAUCCGCCUCAGGAACAGGAGCCUUCCUACACUACAUUCUCUGCAGAACGUGAUGCGGUCCUGAGGGAUUUGGCUGAAAAGGCGUAUCUCAUAACUGAUACAUUGAAUAAUCUGCCUGGUAUUUCUUGUAAUCCAGUUAUGGGAGCGAUGUAUGCCUUUCCCAGACUUCAUCUGCCACAACGAGCUAUUCAGGCGGCCAAAGAUGCCGGCCAGGAGCCCGACUUCUUUUACUGCCUUCAGUUGUUAGAAAAGAAGGGUAUAUGUGUUGUCCCAGGAUCUGGUUUCGGACAACUACCUGGUACAUAUCACUUUCGGUAA